CAACAGGGAGGUGCAGAAGGCUGAAGAGAGCAAAGUCCCUGAGGACUCACUGGAGGAAUGUGCCAUCACUUGUUCAAAUAGCCACGGCCCUUGUGACUCCAACCAGCCUCACAAGAACAUCAAAAUCACAUUUGAGGAAGACGAAGUCAACUCACCUCUGGUUGUAGACAGAGAAUCCUCUCAUGGUGAAUGUCAGGAUGCUCUAAACAUUCUCCCAGAAUAUGAAGAGUGCGAAGACCUCAUAAAAUCUAUGCUGAGGAAUGAGCGACGACAGUUCAAGGAGGAGAAGCUUGCGGAGCAGCUCAAGCAAGCUGAGGAGCUCAGGCAAUAUAAAGUCCUGGCUCACUCUCAGGAACGAGAGCUGACCCAGUUAAAGGAGAAGUUACGGGAAGGGAGAGAUGCCGCCCGCUCAUUGAAUGAGCAUCUCCAGGCCCUCCUCACUCCGGAUGAGCCGGACAAGUCCCAGGGGCAGGACCUCCAAGAACAGCUGGCUGAGGGGUGUAGACUGGCACAGCAACUUGUCCAAAAGCUCAGCCCAGAAAAUGACGAAGAUGUUCAAGUUGAGGAGGCUGAGAAAGUGCAGAAAUCAUCUCCCCCCAGGGAGGUGCAGAAGGCUGAAGAGAGCAAAGUCCCUGAGGACUCACUGGAGGAAUGUGCCAUCACUUGUUCAAAUAGCCACGGCCCUUGUGACUCCAACCAGCCUCACAAGAACAUCAAAAUCACAUUUGAGGAAGACGAAGUCAACUCACCUCUGGUUGUAGACAGAGAAUCCUCUCAUGGUGAAUGUCAGGAUGCUCUAAACAUUCUCCCAGAAUAUGAAGAGUGCGAAGACCUCAUAAAAUCUAUGCUGAGGAAUGAGCGACGACAGUUCAAGGAGGAGAAGCUUGCGGAGCAGCUCAAGCAAGCUGAGGAGCUCAGGCAAUAUAAAGUCCUGGCUCACUCUCAGGAACGAGAGCUGACCCAGUUAAAGGAGAAGUUACGGGAAGGGAGAGAUGCCGCCCGCUCAUUGAAUGAGCAUCUCCAGGCCCUCCUCACUCCGGAUGAGCCGGACAAGUCCCAGGGGCAGGACCUCCAAGAACAGCUGGCUGAGGGGUGUAGACUGGCACAGCAACUUGUCCAAAAGCUCAGCCCAGAAAAUGACGAAGAUGUUCAAGUUGAGGAGGCUGAGAAAGUGCAGAAAUCAUCUCCCCCCAGGGAGGUGCAGAAGGCUGAAGAGAGCAAAGUCCCUGAGGACUCACUGGAGGAAUGUGCCAUCACUUGUUCAAAUAGCCACGGCCCUUGUGACUCCAACCAGCCUCACAAGAACAUCAAAAUCACAUUUGAGGAAGACGAAGUCAACUCACCUCUGGUUGUAGACAGAGAAUCCUCUCAUGGUGAAUGUCAGGAUGCUCUAAACAUUCUCCCAGAAUAUGAAGAGUGCGAAGACCUCAUAAAAUCUAUGCUGAGGAAUGAGCGACGACAGUUCAAGGAGGAGAAGCUUGCGGAGCAGCUCAAGCAAGCUGAGGAGCUCAGGCAAUAUAAAGUCCUGGCUCACUCUCAGGAACGAGAGCUGACCCAGUUAAAGGAGAAGUUACGGGAAGGGAGAGAUGCCGCCCGCUCAUUGAAUGAGCAUCUCCAGGCCCUCCUCACUCCGGAUGAGCCGGACAAGUCCCAGGGGCAGGACCUCCAAGAACAGCUGGCUGAGGGGUGUAGACUGGCACAGCAAUUUGUCCAAAAGCUCAGCCCAGAAAAUGACGAAGAUGUUCAAGUUGAGGAGGCUGAGAAAGUGCAGAAAUCAUCUCCCCCCAGGGAGGUGCAGAAGGCUGAAGAGAGCAAAGUCCCUGAGGACUCACUGGAGGAAUGUGCCAUCACUUGUUCAAAUAGCCACGGCCCUUGUGACUCCAACCAGCCUCACAAGAACAUCAAAAUCACAUUUGAGGAAGACGAAGUCAACUCACCUCUGGUUGUAGACAGAGAAUCCUCUCAUGGUGAAUGUCAGGAUGCUCUAAACAUUCUCCCAGAAUAUGAAGAGUGCGAAGACCUCAUAAAAUCUAUGCUGAGGAAUGAGCGACGACAGUUCAAGGAGGAGAAGCUUGCGGAGCAGCUCAAGCAAGCUGAGGAGCUCAGGCAAUAUAAAGUCCUGGCUCACUCUCAGGAACGAGAGCUGACCCAGUUAAAGGAGAAGUUACGGGAAGGGAGAGAUGCCGCCCGCUCAUUGAAUGAGCAUCUCCAGGCCCUCCUCACUCCGGAUGAGCCGGACAAGUCCCAGGGGCAGGACCUCCAAGAACAGCUGGCUGAGGGGUGUAGACUGGCACAGCAACUUGUCCAAAAGCUCAGCCCAGAAAAUGACGAAGAUGUUCAAGUUGAGGAGGCUGAGAAAGUGCAGAAAUCAUCUCCCCCCAGGGAGGUGCAGAAGGCUGAAGAGAGCAAAGUCCCUGAGGACUCACUGGAGGAAUGUGCCAUCACUUGUUCAAAUAGCCACGGCCCUUGUGACUCCAACCAGCCUCACAAGAACAUCAAAAUCACAUUUGAGGAAGACGAAGUCAACUCACCUCUGGUUGUAGACAGAGAAUCCUCUCAUGGUGAAUGUCAGGAUGCUCUAAACAUUCUCCCAGAAUAUGAAGAGUGCGAAGACCUCAUAAAAUCUAUGCUGAGGAAUGAGCGACGACAGUUCAAGGAGGAGAAGCUUGCGGAGCAGCUCAAGCAAGCUGAGGAGCUCAGGCAAUAUAAAGUCCUGGCUCACUCUCAGGAACGAGAGCUGACCCAGUUAAAGGAGAAGUUACGGGAAGGGAGAGAUGCCGCCCGCUCAUUGAAUGAGCAUCUCCAGGCCCUCCUCACUCCGGAUGAGCCGGACAAGUCCCAGGGGCAGGACCUCCAAGAACAGCUGGCUGAGGGGUGUAGACUGGCACAGCAACUUGUCCAAAAGCUCAGCCCAGAAAAUGACGAAGAUGUUCAAGUUGAGGAGGCUGAGAAAGUGCAGAAAUCAUCUCCCCCCAGGGAGGUGCAGAAGGCUGAAGAGAGCAAAGUCCCUGAGGACUCACUGGAGGAAUGUGCCAUCACUUGUUCAAAUAGCCACGGCCCUUGUGACUCCAACCAGCCUCACAAGAACAUCAAAAUCACAUUUGAGGAAGACGAAGUCAACUCACCUCUGGUUGUAGACAGAGAAUCCUCUCAUGGUGAAUGUCAGGAUGCUCUAAACAUUCUCCCAGAAUAUGAAGAGUGCGAAGACCUCAUAAAAUCUAUGCUGAGGAAUGAGCGACGACAGUUCAAGGAGGAGAAGCUUGCGGAGCAGCUCAAGCAAGCUGAGGAGCUCAGGCAAUAUAAAGUCCUGGCUCACUCUCAGGAACGAGAGCUGACCCAGUUAAAGGAGAAGUUACGGGAAGGGAGAGAUGCCGCCCGCUCAUUGAAUGAGCAUCUCCAGGCCCUCCUCACUCCGGAUGAGCCGGACAAGUCCCAGGGGCAGGACCUCCAAGAACAGCUGGCUGAGGGGUGUAGACUGGCACAGCAACUUGUCCAAAAGCUCAGCCCAGAAAAUGACGAAGAUGUUCAAGUUGAGGAGGCUGAGAAAGUGCAGAAAUCAUCUCCCCCCAGGGAGGUGCAGAAGGCUGAAGAGAGCAAAGUCCCUGAGGACUCACUGGAGGAAUGUGCCAUCACUUGUUCAAAUAGCCACGGCCCUUGUGACUCCAACCAGCCUCACAAGAACAUCAAAAUCACAUUUGAGGAAGACGAAGUCAACUCACCUCUGGUUGUAGACAGAGAAUCCUCUCAUGGUGAAUGUCAGGAUGCUCUAAACAUUCUCCCAGAAUAUGAAGAGUGCGAAGACCUCAUAAAAUCUAUGCUGAGGAAUGAGCGACGACAGUUCAAGGAGGAGAAGCUUGCGGAGCAGCUCAAGCAAGCUGAGGAGCUCAGGCAAUAUAAAGUCCUGGCUCACUCUCAGGAACGAGAGCUGACCCAGUUAAAGGAGAAGUUACGGGAAGGGAGAGAUGCCGCCCGCUCAUUGAAUGAGCAUCUCCAGGCCCUCCUCACUCCGGAUGAGCCGGACAAGUCCCAGGGGCAGGACCUCCAAGAACAGCUGGCUGAGGGGUGUAGACUGGCACAGCAACUUGUCCAAAAGCUCAGCCCAGAAAAUGACGAAGAUGUUCAAGUUGAGGAGGCUGAGAAAGUGCAGAAAUCAUCUCCCCCCAGGGAGGUGCAGAAGGCUGAAGAGAGCAAAGUCCCUGAGGACUCACUGGAGGAAUGUGCCAUCACUUGUUCAAAUAGCCACGGCCCUUGUGACUCCAACCAGCCUCACAAGAACAUCAAAAUCACAUUUGAGGAAGACGAAGUCAACUCACCUCUGGUUGUAGACAGAGAAUCCUCUCAUGGUGAAUGUCAGGAUGCUCUAAACAUUCUCCCAGAAUAUGAAGAGUGCGAAGACCUCAUAAAAUCUAUGCUGAGGAAUGAGCGACGACAGUUCAAGGAGGAGAAGCUUGCGGAGCAGCUCAAGCAAGCUGAGGAGCUCAGGCAAUAUAAAGUCCUGGCUCACUCUCAGGAACGAGAGCUGACCCAGUUAAAGGAGAAGUUACGGGAAGGGAGAGAUGCCGCCCGCUCAUUGAAUGAGCAUCUCCAGGCCCUCCUCACUCCGGAUGAGCCGGACAAGUCCCAGGGGCAGGACCUCCAAGAACAGCUGGCUGAGGGGUGUAGACUGGCACAGCAACUUGUCCAAAAGCUCAGCCCAGAAAAUGACGAAGAUGUUCAAGUUGAGGAGGCUGAGAAAGUGCAGAAAUCAUCUCCCCCCAGGGAGGUGCAGAAGGCUGAAGAGAGCAAAGUCCCUGAGGACUCACUGGAGGAAUGUGCCAUCACUUGUUCAAAUAGCCACGACCCUUGUGACUCCAACCAGCCUCACAAGAACAUCAAAAUCACAUUUGAGGAAGACGAAGUCAACUCACCUCUGGUUGUAGACAGAGAAUCCUCUCAUGGUGAAUGUCAGGAUGCUCUAAACAUUCUCCCAGAAUAUGAAGAGUGCGAAGACCUCAUAAAAUCUAUGCUGAGGAAUGAGCGACGACAGUUCAAGGAGGAGAAGCUUGCGGAGCAGCUCAAGCAAGCUGAGGAGCUCAGGCAAUAUAAAGUCCUGGCUCACUCUCAGGAACGAGAGCUGACCCAGUUAAAGGAGAAGUUAUGGGAAGGGAGAGAUGCCGCCCGCUCAUUGAAUGAGCAUGUCCAGGCCCUCCUCACUCCGGAUGAGCCGGACAAGUCCCAGGGGCAGGACCUCCAAGAACAGCUGGCUGAGGGGUGUAGACUGGCACAGCAACUUGUCCAAAAGCUCAGCCCAGAAAAUGACGAAGAUGUUCAAGUUGAGGAGGCUGAGAAAGUGCAGAAAUCAUCUCCCCCCAGGGAGGUGCAGAAGGCUGAAGAGAGCAAAGUCCCUGAGGACUCACUGGAGGAAUGUGCCAUCACUUGUUCAAAUAGCCACGGCCCUUGUGACUCCAACCAGCCUCACAAGAACAUCAAAAUCACAUUUGAGGAAGACGAAGUCAACUCACCUCUGGUUGUAGACAGAGAAUCCUCUCAUGGUGAAUGUCAGGAUGCUCUAAACAUUCUCCCAGUCCCUGGCCCCACCUCUUCUGCCACAAACGUCAGCAUGGUGGUAUCAGCCGGCCCUUUGUCCAGCGAGUAGGCAGAGAUGAACAUUCUAGAAAUCAACGAGAAAUUGCGCGCCCAGCUGGCAGAGAAGAAACAGCAGUUCAGAAGCCUCCAAGAGAAAUGUUUUGUAACUCAACUGGCCGGCUUCCUGGCCAACGGACAGAAGAAAUACAAAUAUGAAGAGUGCGAAGACCUCAUAAAAUCUAUGCUGAGGAAUGAGCGACGACAGUUCAAGGAGGAGAAGCUUGCGGAGCAGCUCAAGCAAGCUGAGGAGCUCAGGCAAUAUAAAGUCCUGGUUCACUCUCAGGAACGAGAGCUGACCCAGUUAAAGGAGAAGUUACGGGAAGGGAGAGAUGCCGCCCGCUCAUUGAAUGAGCAUCUCCAGGCCCUCCUCACUCCGGAUGAGCCGGACAAGUCCCAGGGGCAGGACCUCCAAGAACAGCUGGCUGAGGGGUGUAGACUGGCACAGCAACUUGUCCAAAAGCUCAGCCCAGAAAAUGACGAAGAUGUUCAAGUUGAGGAGGCUGAGAAAGUGCAGAAAUCAUCUCCCCCCAGGGAGGUGCAGAAGGCUGAAGAGAGCAAAGUCCCUGAGGACUCACUGGAGGAAUGUGCCAUCACUUGUUCAAAUAGCCACGGCCCUUGUGACUCCAACCAGCCUCACAAGAACAUCAAAAUCACAUUUGAGGAAGACGAAGUCAACUCAACUCUGGUUGUAGACACAGAAUCCUCUCAUGGUGAAUGUCAGGAUGCUCUAAACAUUCUCCCAGUCCCUGGCCCCACCUCUUCUGCCACAAACGUCAGCAUGGUGGUAUCAGCCGGCCCUUUGUCCAGCGAGAAGGCAGAGAUGAACAUUCUAGAAAUCAAUGAGAAAUUGCGCCCCCAGCUGGCAGAGAAGAAACAGCAGUUCAGAAGCCUCCAAGAGAAAUGUUUUGUAACUCAACUGGCCGGCUUCCUGGCCAACGGACAGAAGAAAUACAAAUAUGAAGAGUGCGAAGACCUCAUAAAAUCUAUGCUGAGGAAUGAGCGACGACAGUUCAAGGAGGAGAAGCUUGCGGAGCAGCUCAAGCAAGCUGAGGAGCUCAGGCAAUAUAAAGUCCUGGUUCACUCUCAGGAACGAGAGCUGACCCAGUUAAAGGAGAAGUUACGGGAAGGGAGAGAUGCCGCCCGCUCAUUGAAUGAGCAUCUCCGGGCCCUCCUCACUCCGGAUGAGCCGGACAAGUCCCAGGGGCAGGACCUCCAAGAACAGCUGGCUGAGGGGUGUAGACUGGCACAGCAACUUGUCCAAAAGCUCAGCCCAGAAAAUGACGAAGAUGUUCAAGUUGAGGAGGCUGAGAAAGUGCAGAAAUCAUCUCCCCCCAGGGAGGUGCAGAAGGCUGAAGAGAGCAAAGUCCCUGAGGACUCACUGGAGGAAUGUGCCAUCACUUGUUCAAAUAGCCACGGCCCUUGUGACUCCAACCAGCCUCACAAGAACAUCAAAAUCACAUUUGAGGAAGACGAAGUCAACUCAACUCUGGUUGUAGACACAGAAUCCUCUCAUGGUGAAUGUCAGGAUGCUCUAAACAUUCUCCCAGUCCCUGGCCCCACCUCUUCUGCCACAAACGUCAGCAUGGUGGUAUCAGCCGGCCCUUUGUCCAGCGAGAAGGCAGAGAUGAACAUUCUAGAAAUCAAUGAGAAAUUGCGCCCCCAGCUGGCAGAGAAGAAACAGCAGUUCAGAAGCCUCCAAGAGAAAUGUUUUGUAACUCAACUGGCCGGCUUCCUGGCCAACGGACAGAAGAAAUACAAAUAUGAAGAGUGCGAAGACCUCAUAAAAUCUAUGCUGAGGAAUGAGCGACGACAGUUCAAGGAGGAGAAGCUUGCGGAGCAGCUCAAGCAAGCUGAGGAGCUCAGGCAAUAUAAAGUCCUGGUUCACUCUCAGGAACGAGAGCUGACCCAGUUAAAGGAGAAGUUACGGGAAGGGAGAGAUGCCGCCCGCUCAUUGAAUGAGCAUCUCCGGGCCCUCCUCACUCCGGAUGAGCCGGACAAGUCCCAGGGGCAGGACCUCCAAGAACAGCUGGCUGAGGGGUGUAGACUGGCACAGCAACUUGUCCAAAAGCUCAGCCCAGAAAAUGACGAAGAUGUUCAAGUUGAGGAGGCUGAGAAAGUGCAGAAAUCAUCUCCCCCCAGGGAGGUGCAGAAGGCUGAAGAGAGCAAAGUCCCUGAGGACUCACUGGAGGAAUGUGCCAUCACUUGUUCAAAUAGCCACGGCCCUUGUGACUCCAACCAGCCUCACAAGAACAUCAAAAUCACAUUUGAGGAAGACGAAGUCAACUCAACUCUGGUUGUAGACACAGAAUCCUCUCAUGGUGAAUGUCAGGAUGCUCUAAACAUUCUCCCAGUCCCUGGCCCCACCUCUUCUGCCACAAACGUCAGCAUGGUGGUAUCAGCCGGCCCUUUGUCCAGCGAGAAGGCAGAGAUGAACAUUCUAGAAAUCAAUGAGAAAUUGCGCCCCCAGCUGGCAGAGAAGAAACAGCAGUUCAGAAGCCUCCAAGAGAAAUGUUUUGUAACUCAACUGGCCGGCUUCCUGGCCAACGGACAGAAGAAAUACAAAUAUGAAGAGUGCGAAGACCUCAUAAAAUCUAUGCUGAGGAAUGAGCGACGACAGUUCAAGGAGGAGAAGCUUGCGGAGCAGCUCAAGCAAGCUGAGGAGCUCAGGCAAUAUAAAGUCCUGGUUCACUCUCAGGAACGAGAGCUGACCCAGUUAAAGGAGAAGUUACGGGAAGGGAGAGAUGCCGCCCGCUCAUUGAAUGAGCAUCUCCGGGCCCUCCUCACUCCGGAUGAGCCGGACAAGUCCCAGGGGCAGGACCUCCAAGAACAGCUGGCUGAGGGGUGUAGACUGGCACAGCAACUUGUCCAAAAGCUCAGCCCAGAAAAUGACGAAGAUGUUCAAGUUGAGGAGGCUGAGAAAGUGCAGAAAUCAUCUCCCCCCAGGGAGGUGCAGAAGGCUGAAGAGAGCAAAGUCCCUGAGGACUCACUGGAGGAAUGUGCCAUCACUUGUUCAAAUAGCCACGGCCCUUGUGACUCCAACCAGCCUCACAAGAACAUCAAAAUCACAUUUGAGGAAGACGAAGUCAACUCAACUCUGGUUGUAGACACAGAAUCCUCUCAUGGUGAAUGUCAGGAUGCUCUAAACAUUCUCCCAGUCCCUGGCCCCACCUCUUCUGCCACAAACGUCAGCAUGGUGGUAUCAGCCGGCCCUUUGUCCAGCGAGAAGGCAGAGAUGAACAUUCUAGAAAUCAAUGAGAAAUUGCGCCCCCAGCUGGCAGAGAAGAAACAGCAGUUCAGAAGCCUCCAAGAGAAAUGUUUUGUAACUCAACUGGCCGGCUUCCUGGCCAACGGACAGAAGAAAUACAAAUAUGAAGAGUGCGAAGACCUCAUAAAAUCUAUGCUGAGGAAUGAGCGACGACAGUUCAAGGAGGAGAAGCUUGCGGAGCAGCUCAAGCAAGCUGAGGAGCUCAGGCAAUAUAAAGUCCUGGUUCACUCUCAGGAACGAGAGCUGACCCAGUUAAAGGAGAAGUUACGGGAAGGGAGAGAUGCCGCCCGCUCAUUGAAUGAGCAUCUCCGGGCCCUCCUCACUCCGGAUGAGCCGGACAAGUCCCAGGGGCAGGACCUCCAAGAACAGCUGGCUGAGGGGUGUAGACUGGCACAGCAACUUGUCCAAAAGCUCAGCCCAGAAAAUGACGAAGAUGUUCAAGUUGAGGAGGCUGAGAAAGUGCAGAAAUCAUCUCCCCCCAGGGAGGUGCAGAAGGCUGAAGAGAGCAAAGUCCCUGAGGACUCACUGGAGGAAUGUGCCAUCACUUGUUCAAAUAGCCACGGCCCUUGUGACUCCAACCAGCCUCACAAGAACAUCAAAAUCACAUUUGAGGAAGACGAAGUCAACUCAACUCUGGUUGUAGACACAGAAUCCUCUCAUGGUGAAUGUCAGGAUGCUCUAAACAUUCUCCCAGUCCCUGGCCUCACCUCUUCUGCCACAAACGUCAGCAUGGUGGUAUCAGCCGGCCCUUUGUCCAGCGAGAAGGCAGAGAUGAACAUUCUAGAAAUCAAUGAGAAAUUGCGCCCCCAGCUGGCAGAGAAGAAACAGCAGUUCAGAAGCCUCCAAGAGAAAUGUUUUGUAACUCAACUGGCCGGCUUCCUGGCCAACGGACAGAAGAAAUACAAAUAUGAAGAGUGCGAAGACCUCAUAAAAUCUAUGCUGAGGAAUGAGCGACGACAGUUCAAGGAGGAGAAGCUUGCGGAGCAGCUCAAGCAAGCUGAGGAGCUCAGGCAAUAUAAAGUCCUGGUUCACUCUCAGGAACGAGAGCUGACCCAGUUAAAGGAGAAGUUACGGGAAGGGAGAGAUGCCGCCCGCUCAUUGAAUGAGCAUCUCCGGGCCCUCCUCACUCCGGAUGAGCCGGACAAGUCCCAGGGGCAGGACCUCCAAGAACAGCUGGCUGAGGGGUGUAGACUGGCACAGCAACUUGUCCAAAAGCUCAGCCCAGAAAAUGACGAAGAUGUUCAAGUUGAGGAGGCUGAGAAAGUGCAGAAAUCAUCUCCCCCCAGGGAGGUGCAGAAGGCUGAAGAGAGCAAAGUCCCUGAGGACUCACUGGAGGAAUGUGCCAUCACUUGUUCAAAUAGCCACGGCCCUUGUGACUCCAACCAGCCUCACAAGAACAUCAAAAUCACAUUUGAGGAAGACGAAGUCAACUCAACUCUGGUUGUAGACACAGAAUCCUCUCAUGGUGAAUGUCAGGAUGCUCUAAACAUUCUCCCAGUCCCUGGCCUCACCUCUUCUGCCACAAACGUCAGCAUGGUGGUAUCAGCCGGCCCUUUGUCCAGCGAGAAGGCAGAGAUGAACAUUCUAGAAAUCAAUGAGAAAUUGCGCCCCCAGCUGGCAGAGAAGAAACAGCAGUUCAGAAGCCUCCAAGAGAAAUGUUUUGUAACUCAACUGGCCGGCUUCCUGGCCAACGGACAGAAGAAAUACAAAUAUGAAGAGUGCGAAGACCUCAUAAAAUCUAUGCUGAGGAAUGAGCGACGACAGUUCAAGGAGGAGAAGCUUGCGGAGCAGCUCAAGCAAGCUGAGGAGCUCAGGCAAUAUAAAGUCCUGGUUCACUCUCAGGAACGAGAGCUGACCCAGUUAAAGGAGAAGUUACGGGAAGGGAGAGAUGCCGCCCGCUCAUUGAAUGAGCAUCUCCGGGCCCUCCUCACUCCGGAUGAGCCGGACAAGUCCCAGGGGCAGGACCUCCAAGAACAGCUGGCUGAGGGGUGUAGACUGGCACAGCAACUUGUCCAAAAGCUCAGCCCAGAAAAUGACGAAGAUGUUCAAGUUGAGGAGGCUGAGAAAGUGCAGAAAUCAUCUCCCCCCAGGGAGGUGCAGAAGGCUGAAGAGAGCAAAGUCCCUGAGGACUCACUGGAGGAAUGUGCCAUCACUUGUUCAAAUAGCCACGGCCCUUGUGACUCCAACCAGCCUCACAAGAACAUCAAAAUCACAUUUGAGGAAGACGAAGUCAACUCAACUCUGGUUGUAGACACAGAAUCCUCUCAUGGUGAAUGUCAGGAUGCUCUAAACAUUCUCCCAGUCCCUGGCCCCACCUCUUCUGCCACAAACGUCAGCAUGGUGGUAUCAGCCGGCCCUUUGUCCAGCGAGAAGGCAGAGAUGAACAUUCUAGAAAUCAAUGAGAAAUUGCGCCCCCAGCUGGCAGAGAAGAAACAGCAGUUCAGAAGCCUCCAAGAGAAAUGUUUUGUAACUCAACUGGCCGGCUUCCUGGCCAACGGACAGAAGAAAUACAAAUAUGAAGAGUGCGAAGACCUCAUAAAAUCUAUGCUGAGGAAUGAGCGACGACAGUUCAAGGAGGAGAAGCUUGCGGAGCAGCUCAAGCAAGCUGAGGAGCUCAGGCAAUAUAAAGUCCUGGUUCACUCUCAGGAACGAGAGCUGACCCAGUUAAAGGAGAAGUUACGGGAAGGGAGAGAUGCCGCCCGCUCAUUGAAUGAGCAUCUCCGGGCCCUCCUCACUCCGGAUGAGCCGGACAAGUCCCAGGGGCAGGACCUCCAAGAACAGCUGGCUGAGGGGUGUAGACUGGCACAGCAACUUGUCCAAAAGCUCAGCCCAGAAAAUGACGAAGAUGUUCAAGUUGAGGAGGCUGAGAAAGUGCAGAAAUCAUCUCCCCCCAGGGAGGUGCAGAAGGCUGAAGAGAGCAAAGUCCCUGAGGACUCACUGGAGGAAUGUGCCAUCACUUGUUCAAAUAGCCACGGCCCUUGUGACUCCAACCAGCCUCACAAGAACAUCAAAAUCACAUUUGAGGAAGACGAAGUCAACUCAACUCUGGUUGUAGACACAGAAUCCUCUCAUGGUGAAUGUCAGGAUGCUCUAAACAUUCUCCCAGUCCCUGGCCUCACCUCUUCUGCCACAAACGUCAGCAUGGUGGUAUCAGCCGGCCCUUUGUCCAGCGAGAAGGCAGAGAUGAACAUUCUAGAAAUCAAUGAGAAAUUGCGCCCCCAGCUGGCAGAGAAGAAACAGCAGUUCAGAAGCCUCCAAGAGAAAUGUUUUGUAACUCAACUGGCCGGCUUCCUGGCCAACGGACAGAAGAAAUACAAAUAUGAAGAGUGCGAAGACCUCAUAAAAUCUAUGCUGAGGAAUGAGCGACGACAGUUCAAGGAGGAGAAGCUUGCGGAGCAGCUCAAGCAAGCUGAGGAGCUCAGGCAAUAUAAAGUCCUGGUUCACUCUCAGGAACGAGAGCUGACCCAGUUAAAGGAGAAGUUACGGGAAGGGAGAGAUGCCGCCCGCUCAUUGAAUGAGCAUCUCCGGGCCCUCCUCACUCCGGAUGAGCCGGACAAGUCCCAGGGGCAGGACCUCCAAGAACAGCUGGCUGAGGGGUGUAGACUGGCACAGCAACUUGUCCAAAAGCUCAGCCCAGAAAAUGACAACGAUGACGAUGAAGAUGUUCAAGUUGAGGUGGCUGAGAAAGUACAGAAAUCGUCUGCCCCCAGGGAUAUGCAGAAGGCUGAAGAAAAGGAAGUCCCUGAGGACUCACUGGAGGAAUGUGCCAUCACUUGUUCAAAUAGCCAUGGCCCUUAUGACUCCAACCAGCCACAUAGGAAAACCAAAAUCACAUUUGAGGAAGACAAAGUCGACUCAACUCUCAUUGGCUCAUCCUCUCAUGUUGAAUGGGAGGAUGAUGUACACAUUAUUCCAGAAAAUGAAAGUGAUGAUGAGGAAGAGGAAGAAAAAGGGCCAGUGUCUCCCAGGAAUCUGCAGGAGUCUGAAGAGGAGGAAGUCCCCCAGGAGUCCUGGGAUGAAGGUUAUUCGACUCUCUCAAUUCCUCCUGAAAUGUUGGCCUCGUACCAGUCUUACAGCAGCACAUUUCACUCAUUAGAGGAACAGCAAGUCUGCAUGGCUGUUGACAUAGGCAGACAUCAGUGGGAUCAAGUGAAAAAGGAGGACCAAGAGGCAACAGGUCCCAGGCUCAGCAGGGAGCUGCUGGAGGUAGUAGAGCCUGAAGUCUUGCAGGACUCACUGGAUAGAUGUUAUUCAACUCCUUCCAGUUGUCUUGAACAGCCUGACUCCUGCCAGGCCUAUGGAAGUUCGUUUUAUGCAUUGGAGGAAAAACAUGUUGGCUUUUCUCUUGACGUGGGAGAAAUUGAAAAGAAGGGGAAGGGGAAGAAAAGAAGGGGAAGAAGAUCCAAGAAGAAAAGAAGAAGGGGAAGAAAAGAAGGGGAAGAAGAUCAAAACCCACCAUGCCCCAGGCUCAAUGGCGGGCUGAUGGAAGUGGAAGAGCCUGAAGUCUUACAGGACUCACUGGAUAGAUGUUAUUCAACUCCGUCAAUGUACUUUGAACUACCUGACUCAUUCCAGCACUACCGAAGUGUGUUUUACUCAUUUGAGGAACAGCACAUCAGCUUCGCCCUUUACGUGGACAAUAGGUUUUUUACUUUGACGGUGACAAGUCUCCACCUGGUGUUCCAGAUGGAAGUCAUAUUCCCACAAUAAGCAGCCCUUACUAAGCCCAGAGAUGUCAUUCCUGCAGGCAGGACCUAUAGGCACGUGAAGAUUUGAAUGAAAGUACAGUUCCAUUUGGAAGCCCAGACAUAGGAUGGGUCAGUGGGCAUGGCUCUAUUCCUAUUCUCAAACCAUGCCAGUGGCAACCUGUGCUCAGUCUGAAGACAAUGGACCCACGUUAGCUGUGACACAUUCACAUAACUGUGCAGCACAUGCCGGGAGUGAUCAGUCAGACAUUUUAAUUUGAACCACGUAUCUCUGGGUAGCUACAAAAUUUCUCAGGGAUUUCAUUUUGCAGGCAUGUCUCUGAGCUUCUAUAUCUGCUCAAGGUCAGUGUCAUCUUUGUGUUUAGCUCAUCCAAAGGUGUUACCCUGGUUUCAAUGAACCUAACCUCAUUGUUUGUGUCUUCAGUGUUGGCUUGUUUUAGCUGAUCUAUCUGUAACACAGGAGGGAUCCUUGGCUGAGGAUUGUAUUUCAGAACCACCAACUGCUCUUGACAAUUGUUAACCCGCUAGGCUCCUUUGGUUAGAGAAGCCACAGUCCUUCAGCCUCCAAUUGGUGUCAGUACUUAGGAAGACCACAGCUAGAUGGACAAACAGCAUUGGGAGGCCUUAGCCCUGCUCCUCUCAAUUCCAUCCUGUAGAGAACAGGAGGCAGGAGCCGCUGGCAGGAGACAGCAUGUCACCCAGGACUCUGCCGGUGCAGAAUAUGAACAAUGCCAUGUUCUUGCAGAAAACGCUUAGCCUGAGUUUCAUAGGAGGUAAUCACCAGACCACUGCAGAAUGUAGAACACUGAGCAGGACAACUGACCUGUCUCCUUCACAUAGUCCAUAUCACCACAAAUCACACAACAAAAAGGAGAAGAGAUAUUUUGGGUUCAAAAAAAGUAAAAAGAUAAUGUAGCUGCAUUUCUUUAAUUAUUUUGAACCCCAAAUAUUUCCUCAUCUUUUUAUUGUUGUCAUGGAUGGUGGUGACAUGGACUUGUUUAUAGAGGACAGGUCAGCUGUCUGGCUCAAUGAUCUACAUUCUGAAGUUGUCUGAAAAUGUCUUCAUGAUUAAAUUCAGCCUAAACGUUUUGCCGGGAACACUGCAGAGACAAUGCUGUGAGUUCCCAACCUCAGCCCAUCUGCGGGCAGAGAAGGUCUAGUUUGUCCAUCACCAUUAUGAUAUCAGGACUGGUUACUUGGUUAAGGAGGGGUCUAGGAGAUCUGUCCCUUUUAGAGACACCUUACUUAUAAUGAAGUACUUGGGAAAGCGGUUUUCAAGAGUAUAAAUAUCCUGUAUUCUAAUGAUCAUCCUCUAAACAUUUUAUCAUUUAUUAAUCCUCCCUGUGUCUAUUAUUAUAUUCAUAUCUCUACACUGCAAAUUUUGGGUCUCAAUUUUUACUGUGCCUUUGUUUUUACUAGUGUCUGCUGUUGCAAAAAGAAGAAAACAUUCUCUGAGUUUUAAUUUUUGUCCAAAGCUAAUUUUAAUCUAUACAAUUAAAACCUUUUGCCUAUCA
This is a messenger RNA of Pan troglodytes (chimpanzee), 15110 nucleotides long. It is a transcript of the gene NBPF7P, whose product is annotated as NBPF member 7. The record is from RefSeq and is a predicted model, not a curated record. Lineage: Eukaryota; Metazoa; Chordata; Mammalia; Primates; Hominidae. The transcript is spliced from 88 exons.